This is a messenger RNA of Chelonoidis abingdonii (Abingdon island giant tortoise), 965 nucleotides long. RefSeq names its product meiotic nuclear divisions 1 (gene MND1). Gene Ontology annotation, molecular function: double-stranded DNA binding. Gene Ontology annotation, cellular component: nucleus. The record is from RefSeq and is a predicted model, not a curated record. Gene Ontology annotation, biological process: reciprocal meiotic recombination. Lineage: Eukaryota; Metazoa; Chordata; Testudines; Testudinidae.
GGCUAAAAGGUCUGGUCUGUACCCGCUCCCCCUCUGGAGGCGGCAGGCGGCGCUGUGAGCCGCGGAAGCAGAGCCACCCCCACCUUAGUUUCCCGCUGCCCUUUGCCUCCCGGCGGCGGCGCGGAAAUCAAAUUUCGGCGCCUGGCCCGGCCCUCAGCGCCGCCGCCCCCCGGGCCUGACUCCCAGCUCCAGCGGGAAGGAGGCGACAUGUCCAAGAAAAAGGGACUGAGUGUUGAAGAGAAGAGAACUCGUAUGAUGGAAAUAUUUUUUGAAACAAAAGAUGUGUUCCAGUUAAAGGAUAUGGAGAAGAUUGCUCCGAAAGAGAAAGGAAUUACCGCCAUGUCAGUAAAGGAGAUCCUGCAAAGUUUAGUUGAUGAUGGUAUGGUGGACACUGAUAGGAUUGGAACUUCCAAUUAUUUUUGGGCUUUUCCAAGUAAAGCUCUUCAUGCCAGGAAGCGUAAAUUGGAAGCACUGGAGACUCAGUUGGCUGAAAGUAGUCAGAAGAAAGAGAGGUUACAGCAAAGCAUUGAGAAAUCAAAAAUCGGACGCCAAGAGACUGCAGAACGUGCUGCCCUAACAAAGGAACUUGCUGCUCUCCGGCAGAAAAAAGAGCACCUAACGGCAGAAAUAGAGAGAUACAAAGAAUGUGAUCCAGAUGUUGUUGAAGAAAUCCGUCAAGCAAACAAAGUUGCCAAGGAAGCAGCCAACAGAUGGACUGAUAAUAUCUUUGCAAUAAAAUCUUGGGCCAAACGGAAAUUUGGAUUUGAAGAGAACAGAAUUGACAAAAGUUUUGGGAUUCCAGAAGACUUUGACUAUAUUGAUUAAUGUGAUACUGACACAAGUGUACAUAUCUUAUUUAAUAUUGCUCAGCUGACAUUUGUCUGUGUCGCUUUUCAAAACCAAACCAAACCAAACACCCCCUUGUAUUAGUUGCACUUUCAAUUAAUGUUAAUAAAAUGUAAACA